This is a messenger RNA of Laccaria bicolor S238N-H82, 1485 nucleotides long. RefSeq lists its product as uncharacterized. Gene Ontology annotation, molecular function: GTPase activator activity. Lineage: Eukaryota; Fungi; Basidiomycota; Agaricomycetes; Agaricales; Hydnangiaceae. The transcript has 5 exons. Gene Ontology annotation, biological process: COPI coating of Golgi vesicle. The record is from RefSeq and is a predicted model, not a curated record. The coding region runs from base 1 to 1485 and encodes 494 amino acids.
AUGGCGGAGCCUACAAAACAAGAAACUGAGCAAGUCUUCAAGGCCCUAAGGGCGCACAAAGGCAACAAGUCAUGUUUUGACUGUAAUGCUCGGAAUCCGACUUGGUCAAGCGUUACUUUCGGCGUAUACAUCUGCUUAGAAUGUUCAAGUGUACACAGGAAUAUGGGUGUUCAUAUCAGCUUCGUCCGAUCAACCAACCUGGACAGUUGGCAAUUGGCUCAGCUACGAACAAUGAAGGCAGGGGGGAACGCAUCUGCAAAAGAAUUCUUCACGAAGCACGGCGGAGCUUCGUUGUUGAGCGACUCCGAUACCAAGAAGAAAUACUCUAGUCGCUUUGCUGAGCUUUACAAGGAGGAGUUAGCACGCCGGGUCAAGGACGAUAUAGCCAGAUUCCCCAAUGGGAUUGUCGUGGAUGGCAUGGAAGCGCCGGCACAAGCGACAAACAAGGAAGAAACAGAGGACGACUUUUUCAACUCAUGGUCCAAGCCCUCCACGCCUAAAGGAUCGGCGCCUGGAACUCCAAGGAUAUCCACCCCACCUAUCCUUGGCCGAGCGCCAUCUGCAGGAUCCUCAGCCGGCAGCACCCCGGCGAGCACCCCAGCCACCAGCCCGGCGAUCCCCGCCACCGCAGCCCCACGUACCUUGACCUCAUCCGCAGCCGCCCGACCCGCUCGUCUCGGCGCAGGUACCUCCCGCCUCAACUCUGCAUCGUCCGUUUCCUCCAGCACCACCACAUCUGGUGCACCCAAGAAAUCCAAGUUGGGAUUGGGCGCGCAGAAAACGAAACCUGUAGACUUUGCACUGGCAGAGCGCAAGGCCCUCGAGGAGGCCGAGAGGAUCAAGCAGCUCGGGUAUGAUCGGCAGCGCGAAGAACAGGAGGAGAAAGCGAGGAAGGAGGCAGAGUCGCUGAGGAAGGCUCAGGAGCUCAGGCCCGCAGUAACGUCUGCAGCAACGAUAUCAACCGCAAAGACCACCGUGGAGACGAGUAAGUCUCCUGCGUUCCCUAGGCUAGGGUUUGGCGCGAUUCCAGGUGCUGGAGCUGCCGCCGCCGUCGCUGCUGCUGCUGCUGCCUCUUCCUCUACACGUUCGAGCUCAGCGCCCAUGGCGGAUGAUGCACCGACUACUGCGCGGGAAAAGUUUGGAAACCAGAAGGCUAUUUCGUCCGAUAUGUUUUUCGGUCGUAACUCGUACGACCCUAAUGCAGUCACCGAGGCUCAGACACGGUUGCAGAAUUUCCAGGGAGCCACUUCCAUCUCAUCGAACCAGUACUUUGGGCGGGAAGAGGAAGAGGAGUCGGGAGGUUUGGCGGGAGGUGUGGGUUCAGAUGGGUUACUUGGGGAUGGCAGCUUGUCAGGUCUCGAAUUGGCCGCAAGGGAUACUGUUGCCAAGUUUCUGGCUAACCCGGAUGUGCAGAACGUUGGAGAAAGCAUCAGGACGGGUGCCAUGAAGCUUUCUGAUUACUUGGCCACUAUGUCUGAGCGUUGA